This is a messenger RNA of Onychostoma macrolepis, 2550 nucleotides long. Its product is annotated as probable rhodanese domain-containing dual specificity protein phosphatase. Gene Ontology annotation, cellular component: cytoplasm. Bases 180 to 1295 code for a protein of 371 amino acids. Gene Ontology annotation, biological process: protein dephosphorylation. Gene Ontology annotation, molecular function: protein tyrosine/serine/threonine phosphatase activity. NCBI's taxonomy places the organism in Eukaryota, Metazoa, Chordata, Actinopteri, Cypriniformes, Cyprinidae. The record is from RefSeq and is a predicted model, not a curated record. The transcript has 6 exons.
CCUUCCGUUACCUCUCGUUUGAGUGAUUUGAGAGCAUAUAUCUGUACCUGCGACAGACUCAGGGAAGAGGACAAGCGGAGUUAAUUAUUGAAUACGUCACCUUGCAGCAUGAACGCGCAUCACGUUGCUUGAAGAGAGAGAGAGAGAGCUUCGGUCCCGAAUGACUCCCAUCCAAAACCAUGGGCAUUGUGGUGUCCAGAGCUGAAAAAUGUCGUUUGGUUCACUCCACUGGCUCAAGGGCCUCUCUGCAGGUUCAGAACAGCGCCCCCUGUAGGGAGAUGAAUGGAACAGUCAAACUCUCUCAAAUUAACGUCAAUGAAUUGUCUCAGAACAACACUGAAGAGCUUCUGAUUCCUGCACUUCCAGAAAAAGCAAAUAUAGAAAGAGGUUAUGUGACCCCACAGCAGGUAUACAACCUCCUGAAUGCUGAAGCGGGCCAACCUUCACUGCAUGAUCCCUAUUAUAUACUGAUACUGGACUGUCGCUCUGCAGAGAGAUAUAAGCAGAGUCACCUGGUCACAGCCCGAGCCAGUGUGACGGUGAUGCAUCCAGAACUGGGCUGUUUGAUAAGCUGUGUUCAGCUGCAGGAGUUUUCUAUAAUACUGCUAUAUGCUGAAGAAGGCCAAAGUCCAGUUGGCAGUCAGGAGGCACGCGCUGACUCUCCUACUCUCCAGCACUGUUUCUUCCAGCUGAGUGCUUUGGGAAUGGACCCUGUAAUCCUCCAGGGGGGCUAUUCUGCUUUUCACUCUCUCUAUCCCUUUCUGUGCACCCCUCGCAUGGUCCUACUGGAGUCAGAGCGUCGCUCCCUCACCAUCUAUCCCUCUGAAAUCCUGGAGGGGGCGCUGUACCAGGGCUCUGCCUCGCAGGCACAAAACUACCGUAUCAUCAAAAACCUCCACAUCACACAUGUGGUCAAUGCCACAGCUGAAAUCUCAGAUGCCUUCCCUAGUGUUUUACGUUAUCUUAGGCUACGGCUUAGUGAUGACGCACAGCAGGAUCUUCGGCAGGCCCUUCCAGAAGCUUCUCGGUUCAUUGCUGAGGCUUUGCGGGGGGCACUGGGGGUACCAGGCGGCCGGGUGUUGGUGCACUGCAGCCUUGGACGGAGUCGUAGCUCGGUGCUGACGUUGGGAUUCCUUAUGGAGCAUCGCCGUUGGUCUUUGCUACAUGCUUUUCGUUGGCUGAAGGAAAGACGAGCUUGCGCUGCCCCCAAUGCUGGGUUUCUUCAGCAACUCUCUGACUACGAGGAACUUCUGUUUGGUCGACGGCUCACCUCACUGGAUGACAUCCGUCUCUGAGAAAUACUGAAGGAAAAUACAAUGACAUGAAAUGAAGGAAUCCUCUUCACAGACUUAUAUAGUUAGUUGGUUGUGUUGAUCUUGGUUAAUAAUAAGAAUUUGACAGACUGAAGAAAAACUUUGUUUGUCAUAUGAUGACUUAAACACAAACAUCCAUUAAUCUAACACAAAUGGAAGUUUGUGGAUGGCCUUAUACACAAUAAAGAAAAAUAGAAUGUAUUAGGGAAUAUUAGUGAAUACAUUUAAUACAUCAUAAGCCAAAGAAAGACAAAUAUCAUGCUAAUAUUUCAUAUGUGCUCAAAACUAGCAAGAUACUACCUAACAUUCAGGUAGGAUGGGGGGGGGGAGUAAUUGUUUUGAUUUUACUGUUUAAACAGGUACAAACCAGUGAAUGGUAAUGGAACUGUUUUUUUUUUUUUAUCUUUGCUUUUUAUUUUUAUUUUAGGAUGUGGUGGCCUGAGGGAUUAAAUUGUGAAAAAAUGUAUUUGUGUCUAGUUUAGGUUUAGUUUGUGAUAAUAUAAAUGUUUUGUUUUUUAGAUUCUUCCAAUAUAGGAGAGAUAUCUAUUGACCAAAAAAGGCAAUAAAGUCAGUAAAAAAAACAAGUUUGAAUCACUGGAGUAAAUACAAACGGCACAGAACAUACACAGCUGUUUGACCUUUUUCUGCCCUUUACUCUGAGGACUGGGAUGAAGAAAAAGUUUGGAAUCAGCCAAAUUCAUUUUAGAAGUAGAGUCAGAUGUUUGGCUAGCGUUGCAAUGACAGGAGUAUUACAAGAAAUCAUAAUUGAUUUUUAAAUAGUACAAAAAAAAAAACUGAAGAGAACUCUCAAAGCAUUGUGCUAAAACAUGUUUAUGUAAAAAAAAAAUAUUUUUAUGGAGGGUGGUUGUCGUCGAUUAUCCCGCUUAUUCCAUGGUCAAUUAUUCAGUUGCCAAGUUAUAGACAAGUUAAAACUUGUAUUGCUUUUUGCUAUUUGACCGAAUGGGUAAAAAUGACAGUUAGGCUGUUUUCGUCAGUUACGCCUCGUUAGCACUAGCAUUCUGCCCACUUCAAAUCAUACACAGAGAUGAAAUAGUGCGGUAUAAGACCACAUUUAUUUGAAUGAAUUAGGCCUAUUACAUGUAUUUCAAUUAAUGAUCGAUCAAGAGAGAGAGAGAUGACAGUUGUGUGUACCUGCUUGCUGCGUGUACUACUGAAUAUUUUCUUUAACAUUUUUUUAAAUGCUCAAUAUUUUUACAUCAGUUAUACACAGAGUGCA